Messenger RNA from Trichoderma reesei QM6a, 3045 nucleotides. RefSeq names its product glycoside hydrolase family 63. Gene Ontology annotation, molecular function: Glc3Man9GlcNAc2 oligosaccharide glucosidase activity. Bases 1 to 3045 code for a protein of 1014 amino acids. Lineage: Eukaryota; Fungi; Ascomycota; Sordariomycetes; Hypocreales; Hypocreaceae. Gene Ontology annotation, cellular component: endoplasmic reticulum membrane. Gene Ontology annotation, biological process: protein N-linked glycosylation; oligosaccharide metabolic process. The transcript is spliced from 8 exons. The record is from RefSeq and is a predicted model, not a curated record.
AUGGUCGUUCACGAUGGCUACGAGUACCUCACCGAGGAGGAGAGGCGACUGAAGGAGGACAGGGAGCGAACCAAGUACUGGAAGAAAUGGGGCCCUUAUGAUUACAGUGCUGACGGAGAUGCCUGGAGCCACUUUACACACGACCAUGCACGAUCUCGAGCCUUCAGAUGGGGCGAAGACGGCAUUGCCGGUGUCUCGGAUACACAUGGAUACCAGAACAUUGCCUUUUCUUUCUGGAACGAAGAAGAUCCCUUUCUGAAGGAGCGUCUCUUCGGUCUGUCCAAUCCGCAAGGAAACCACGGAGAAAGCAUCAAGGAGGCCCAUUUCCAUCUUGACAACACUCCUCACUCGUACAUGAAAUUUCUCUACAAAUAUCCCCAGAAGGCUUUUCCCUACGAGGACCUUCUCAAGGAGAAUGCACGAAGAACCAGACAGGACAAGGAAUACCAGCUCCUUGACACCGGGAUCUUUGACGACGAUCGAUACUGGGACAUCUUCAUCGAAACCGCCAAAGAGGCCGACGAUCCAGAUGAGCUCCUCUUCCGUGUGACCGCCUGGAACCGAGGCCCUGACCCGGCCCCUCUCCACAUCGUUCCCCACGUAUGGUUCCGAAACACCUGGAGCUGGGGCAGAGAGCCGGAGGACAAGAAGCCUUCGAUUGCGGCCCAUACCGAAGACUCGGCCAAAUCCAAGCACUGGAAGCUGGGAGAGCGAUACUUCCUUCUCUCUCCCUCUCCCGGCGUUGGCACGUCGGGACAGGAUGUCUUCCCCCAGCUCAUGUUUACGGAAAAUGACACCAACACGGAGCUCCUCUAUGAACAGCCCAAUGCACAACCCUACGUCAAGGAUGCCUUCCACAGGUACAUCGUUGGCGGAGAAAAGGGCGCCAUCAACCCUGCUCAGACAGGCACCAAAUGCGCAGCCUGGUACAACUUCAAUGAAGACGGCGGCGUCAACCCUGGUGAAUGUGCCGUUGUUCGCUUCCGGUUCACAAAACGGAACGAGUCGUAUGUAGAUGAAGAAGAGUUUGAUGAAAUUAUCGAAAAGCGCAGAGAAGAGGCGGAUGAGUUCUAUUACAGAAUCAGUCCGCUUCCUCUUGCCGACGAUUUGCGCAACAUCCAGCGGCAAGCUUUCUCCGGCAUGAUGUGGACAAAGCAGCACUACUACUUUGUCUGGGAUCACUGGGCAAAGGGAGAUCCCGGCCACCCUCCGCCGCCCCCAGAGCGGAUGGGGAUCCGAAACUCACAAUGGAAGCAUAUGUAUUGCGACGACAUUCUGUCUAUGCCCGAUUCCUGGGAGUAUCCGUUCUUCGCGGCCUGGGACAGUGCAUUCCACUGCAUUCCCCUGGCAAUGAUUGACCCCGACUUUGCCAAGAAGCAGCUUGAUCUGUUCACCAGGGAGUGGUACUGCCACCCCAAUGGCCAACUGCCCGCUUAUGAAUGGAACUUUGGCGACGUCAACCCUCCGGUCCAUGCGUGGGCUACUUUCAGAACCUUCAAGAUUGAACGAAAGCUAUACGGACGUCAGGAUAUUGAUUUCCUUGAGCGAGUUUUUCAAAAGCUUCUGUUGAACUUCACCUGGUGGGUGAAUCGCAAGGACGCCGAGGGCAAAAACAUCUUCGAAGGUGGCUUUCUGGGCCUCGACAACAUUGGUCUGUUCAACCGCUCUGAGCCGUUGCCCACGGGAGGCGUCCUUGAGCAGGCUGACAGCACUGGCUGGAUGGCUUUCUACUGCCUGUGCAUGCUCAACAUUGCUCUCGAGCUGGCCAAGCAUCGCCGCAUCUACGAGGAUAUUGCUUCCAAGUUCUUUGAGCACUUUAUCUUCAUCAGCGAUGCCAUGACCUUCCGGACCGGACAGAAGGACGAAGCGUCUCUUUGGAACGAGGAGGACGGCUUCUACUAUGAUGCCAUCUCAUGGGGAGGCCCGUGGCUGCAGCAGCUCCCUGUGAGGUCACUGGUCGGCCUCAUCCCCCUUUACGCAACCGCGACUCUCGAGCCGGAGCUCAUCAACAAGCUGCCCUCAUUCAAGAAGAGAGUUGAGUGGUUUGUCCAGAACCGAUGUGACUUGGCUGAGAGAAACAUGGCCAGCAUCAGGAAGAGGGGUAAGGGCGACCGUAUCCUCUUGUCAAUCGUCAGCAAGGAGAGGCUGGAGAAGAUUCUCAAGAGGAUGCUGGACGAGGAUGAGUUCUUCAGUGACCACGGUAUCCGCUCGCUGUCCAAGUAUCAUAAGGAGCACCCCUACUCCAUGGAGGUCAAGGGCCAGGAGUUCAAGGUCGGCUACGUGCCAGGAGACUCCGAUACUGGGCUUUUUGGCGGCAACAGCAACUGGAGAGGGCCAAUCUGGCUUUGCGUCAACUUUUUGCUCAUCGAAUCGCUGCAGCGAUUCUACCUCUUCUACGGGCCCGAGUUCAAGGUCGAAUGUCCCACCGGGAGCGGCAUCUACAUGCAUUUGGGCAAGGUUUCGGAGGAGAUUCAGCACCGACUGCAGCAUCUCUUUGCGCGAGAUGAAUUUGGCAGGCGUAGCAUCAACGCUGGCGAUGAUCGCCUCGACUAUGAUGAGAACUGGAAGGACUACCUCUGGUUCUACGAGUUCUUUGAUGGCGACACUGGUAGGGGCCUUGGUGCCACUCACCAGACUGGAUGGACUGGCCUCAUUGCUCGUCUGAUUCAUGACACAGGUGUCAACUGCCGUCUGCCACAGACCCCUCGGACGCCAUCUGUUGGCAUGGCGCACUACUUUGAUGACAUCUUCCAGAGGCACAUUGACAAGGGAGUUCCUCACCAAGGUCCCAGGCGCCACUUCAGGCGGUCAUCGACGGCUCGUUCCAUCUCAGCCAGAAGCGACUUUGACUCCUCCGUCAACGGAGCAGACGACGACGCCCGCUCCGUCGCCAACUCUGUGCACCCUGAUGACCCGGAGAGAGUCAAGGAGAAGGAGGAAGCUGACAACCACAUGCACCGCUACAUUUCCGACCAGCUCGAGCGGUUCAAGGAAGGAAACGGGGAGGAGAUUUAUGAGGGAGAUGAAGUUGAGACUAGGGCUUAG